Sebastes umbrosus (honeycomb rockfish) is the source of this 2609-nucleotide messenger RNA. RefSeq names its product ring finger protein 114 (gene rnf114). The coding region runs from base 67 to 750 and encodes 227 amino acids. The transcript has 6 exons. Gene Ontology annotation, biological process: ubiquitin-dependent protein catabolic process; protein polyubiquitination. NCBI's taxonomy places the organism in Eukaryota, Metazoa, Chordata, Actinopteri, Perciformes, Sebastidae. The record is from RefSeq and is a predicted model, not a curated record. Gene Ontology annotation, molecular function: ubiquitin protein ligase activity.
ACCAGGACCUGAUGACGUCGUCACAGGAACCGUCGGAGGGGGACUGUCUCUCAGCGAAGAAAAGAAAUGGCGAUGCUCGGAGGGUUUAGUGCAGCACAGCACAAGAAAAACGUCUCCGAUGGGAGCAGCGACGUGUCGGAGUUCGUCUGUCCAGUGUGUCUCGAAAUCUUCGACAGUCCCGUAACAACACAAUGCGGCCAUACGUUCUGCCAGAGUUGUUUGCAGGAGUGUUUGCGUCCACAGAAGCCUGUUUGUGCUGUAUGUCGGGCCGGGCUGGGCCACUGGACUAAAGCUGCUGAGCUUGAGGCCGUUAUCCAGUCAUCGGUGGCUGCUUGUAAGGGAUGUGGAGCACAGGUCGGCCUUUCUCAAAUGAGAAGCCACACGGCUGCCUGCUCAAAAUACCAGGAGUACAUUGAGGAGGGUGUGAGGACCACUGCCCAGAGCCAGCCUGCCAUCAUCAGUCCAGUACCAAAUCGCUUCACAUUCACCUGCCCAUACUGCAACUGCCAGAACCUUGAUCAGGACGGCCUGGUUGAACAUUGCACUUCCCAGCAUGCUCGUGAUGCACGACAAGUGGUGUGUCCCAUCUGUGCCUCAAUGCCUUGGGGGGACCCUAACUACAGGAGUGCUGACUUUUUCCAGCACCUCAAGAUCAGACACACAUUCUCCUAUGACACCUUUGUUGACUACUCCACAGAUGAGCACACAAUGAUCCAGGAGGCUUUACAGCGCUCCCUUUUGGACAACUGAGGUGUGAAGAACAAUCCACCAGAGGAGGCAAUCCAGUGAAAGUGAAGGGGAGAUGGUGAUGUGAUGUCUUAAGAAGACAGAAAACAACACACUGUAACAUCAUUCAUCUAUCAUGAGGAUGGUGGUACUGUAUUACUAUGGGUAAUCCAUUUCACAGGGAAAUUGGUAUUGUUAUUAUGGAUCUAUAGGUUUAUUAUUCAGAAAAUAAAUCACGCAAUAUGGUUAAAACAAGCAUAUUGUACUGUCUGAUUUAGGAGUGCUACUGUGUUUCUGGUGUGAUAAACUCUUAUCUCCCCCCCAGUUGAGUCUGUAGACUUGAUAGUUUGUUGAAUAUCUACUAAACUAUGUUUGUUCAAGCUGUUUGUUCAUUGAUGACACGGUGUCAUAUAGCCAAAAACUUCCAAAGUUGUAAUUCAAUUUCCCUGUCGUCAAUACUUGAUGUUAUGAAAGGGUUCGACCACUAGGUGGCUAACUAUUGCCAGCAAACGACAGACUUCACUCAGUGAGGUGGUCAAGUAAUGUUAACAAUAAUAUAUAAUAAUCUACUCAAGAGUGACUCUGCAUGUUUAACCCUCAAAAGAGGAGAGGGUUUUUUUUUGUUUUUGAGUUUAUUAGCAGAUGGAAGCUCUGUCUUUUUUUAUGCUGUUUCUGGGUGAAGUGUGUUUGUGUGAGAGAGUGUAUGUUCCUUCUGUUUUCAGAGAUCUACUGGAAAGAAUAAAUAAUAAGAGGGUCAAACAAAGCCAGAGGUUGGCUGUUUGCUUUAUUGUAAAGUUUCUCCCUUAUGUCUUUGUGCCUGCUGGUAGAUCUUGUUUCUGACUUCCAAAACUCAUAGGGCUAAUAGUUCAACCAGUGAACCAAAAGAUGCAAAUAGGAGACCAUCAGUGUGUCAUAAUCGGUCAGUUCUGUGAUUUUUUUUCAUUUCUGGUGAGGUUUUUAUUUGCAUGUUUAUGGCCAGAGGAGGGCAGUAGAGUUCCACCGCUAUCUGGCCGUCCAUGACAGCCCAGUGGCCCUCGCCAGCCUCGUGGCUCCAUCGCAAGACAUAAUUCAACACAGACUUCAUUCUAUAAAUGUGCUUUCCUCAAUGUGUUGUUCUCCAGGCUUAGGUUUUUAUAUGCAGCAUACAAAAAUGUCACUGAUCUUUAGAGGUUUUAGUGGGAUACAUAUUUGUUAUAGUUUUAACUGAGUAACCAUAACUUCUCUUUUAGACAGUUCAUGAUGUGACAUGGUUUAAGAUUUUAAAUGUAACUUACUGUAGUGUGUUCUUUUCAUGCCCAGUGUCUUUGGAUGCUUCAUCAACAAAAAAACUCCAGUUUGUGUUGCUGGCUUUCAUAGAUCUUAACAUCACUGCCAACAGUUCUGAAAAAAAAAAUGAACAUAGUUAUUAUUUGUAUGCCUCCAAAACUGACAGCAUGUGAAGUAACAAGAAAAUUCAGUUUGCUUGAUUUUUGCUGGAUGUUCUUCUUCUUAAAAUGUGGAUUGUGUCUAUCUUAUUUUACACAAGUGUUGUUUUCCAAUGACUUGUAAUUGUCACAAAUACAGCCAUAUACAGUAGUGCAAAUCUCCACACACAGUUGCUUUUGUCUUCUACCGACAGGUAAAUAAAACACCCAGAUCAAGUAGCUCUAGAUCAGAACCUUAAUGCCUUUUCACGUAUAGUCUUUUGGUGCCACUUAUCCCUAAAUGUUCGUUUUUCUCUCCAGUAAAAAUGUGUAAUAAUUUUGUAUGUGUUUCUCAUGUAUAAUGACCUUUUUUCUUUUUUUCUUUCUUUCUCAAUAUAUCUCUCAUUCUCUUUUGUCAGCCCUACUGUUCAGGGGUGCUAAAUCCUGAUAAAUUAAAGCUCUUUAAUUAUUUAAACCCUG